Messenger RNA from Orbicella faveolata, 1936 nucleotides. RefSeq lists its product as uncharacterized. The record is from RefSeq and is a predicted model, not a curated record. Gene Ontology annotation, cellular component: membrane. Gene Ontology annotation, biological process: cell communication. NCBI's taxonomy places the organism in Eukaryota, Metazoa, Cnidaria, Anthozoa, Scleractinia, Merulinidae.
CGAGGGUGACCCAAAUUUUCCUGUUGUGGAGGUGGGACAAGUAUGAUAAGAUGCAACGUUUCUCAAAGUUCAGUAAAAAAAAUAUACGUAAAUUUAGGCGGAGUUUCAGAGCCAUUUCAAAUGUUUGAAAAUUUCUAAAAGAUGGCUUUGGAUCCCUUCCUCUUUAUAAACUUUUCAAAAAUGCAUCUCAUUGAGCUGAUCAUAAUUCAACAAUAAAUAGUAGUAGUCACCAAGUUCUUUCUCGAGUUAAAAGCGCUAUAAACGAAAUUCAAAGAUGUUAUUUAACAAGUAGUAAUGUUGCUGUGGUAACAGCUAUGUGUGAUAUCAUACCAAUAUUCAUGAUAUAAUAUCCCUUGAUUAAGAUAGGUCGUGUUGAUCCAUCAAAGUAUAACUGUUAGAAAAGUGCUGGAAACUGACCCUACUGUUCUUCUCCAAAUGCAGAGAACCCUUUUUGACUUAUCUGAUGCGUUUUCUUCUUCUCUAGGGAUGCACUGUUGUAGUUGAAGUCUGGGAUGAUGACGGCGGUCAGAUUGUAGGUGCUCUCCAUGAUUACGUCGACAAGUACACUCUCACAAUAGCUCGUGGCGCUGAUCCGGAUCCUAAAUCUGCCAUGCAGGAAACUAAGAGGCUAUGUGGCGCAAGGUCGUGCAUGACUGUGACAGUCACGCUGCAUUGCGGCGCCAACUAUCUUAUGCCAGACUGUCACACUUAUUGUGCGUCACGCAAUGACAGUCUUGGUCACUAUCAUUGUAACUUCACGGCCGGGAGAAAGGUGUGUCACGAUGGUUGGUACGAUCCUUUUACAGACUGUGUAAAGAAAAAGAAGGUUUGCAUUCCCAGAAAUGAUUCCUUUGGUCAUUACAACUGCGAUCCUGUAAGCGGGGAGAUACUGUGUCUAGAUGGGUGGACGGGGAAUAAUUGCACACAAGGUAUAGUACGUAGUUUGUUGAUAUGGUGGGUGAUUGGAAGACAGUGGACGACCGCAACGGAGGAAGAAUUACGACUUGAGCUGGUGAACAAAGUCAAUGAAUAUUGUACUAAACAGCCUCUUCCAUGCCAAAUUACAUCGAACACCACUGUGAAUAGAACUAUCUUCAACAUGUCGCAUGUCAUCAUGAGAGUAACAAAUGGUUCAAACGGAGAAGUCGUUGUCCGAGUAAAAAUGAAGCUUCCCGAUAGCGUACCGCACAUUCCCGGAUCAGGUGAGAUAUGUAUCAUGCAUAAAAUGAGACAAAGCAUAAGUCGAUUUUUCUGUCUUCGCUCUUUUCCAGAAUACGUGCCAUCUAUCGUUUUCAAAACAGUAGUUUUGAGGAACGAACUACCACUGGAAAAGCGCCUUGGAGUACAGAUCCUGACUGUGAGAGAGGUCGUUUGGGACCGUCCUACCCUACCCCCUAUGAAAUCUUCAUCUUUCUCCCUCAGUGUUCGAGUGACGGUCAAAGACAUACCAACUAUCCUUCAGAAUCAAGACUACUCUGGCUUUCUUCCCUACUUGUUAGUAGCCCUGUGCAUGACAGCAGCUGUUAUCGUGGGUUUUGCAUUUUACAGGAGAAGCAAGUUGCGUGAGGUGAGAGUGCGGCCGGAGCCCGAAUGCCCAUCAGAGGAAGAACUAUUGGUCUUACCUCCAAGAAAAUCAACACUUGUAAGGCCCCGUUCAGCUCCGAAUGACACAAAUAGAAAGGAGAACUGUCACAGUGACCUAAAAUCAUCAAACGAAGAUCCGGAUGACUACAAUCGAGGCAACAGCUAUCUCUUCCGAUCAGAACCACACCUGCGAGAGUUAACCGAGCUAGAUUUAAAGUCGCCUGACGAAGGCGCUAAUGAUAACUUUCACGUCAACAAGAAUAUUUUUCUGUCUGCAGCCCGUCUGCGAGAGCCGACUGAGCCAGUAGUAUUCAACAGCGGCGUUGCUACGAAACAAGGCGCCCCUUCAUGA